Molecule: messenger RNA, 1606 nt
Organism: Pantherophis guttatus
Lineage: Eukaryota; Metazoa; Chordata; Lepidosauria; Squamata; Colubridae
Product: protein POLR1D
Source: RefSeq, a predicted model, not a curated record
AGUCCUCGCGAGCGGCUGUUGGUGCUCGUCGCUCGCGCUCUCGUGGAGCUGCCCGCUGCGCUUCCGGCAAGACGAGCAAGAUGGAGGCGGUGGGAGCUUGAGAGCGGCUCUCCUCGACCACUGGCCGCCAUGGCGGAAGACGCUGAGUUGGAGAGGAAGGCAGUAGAAGAGCUAUUGACAGAAGCUAAGCGUGGGAAAACUAGAGCAGAAACAAUGGGGCCCAUGGGCUGGAUGAAGUGCCCCCUUGCCAGUACAAAUAAAAGAUUUCUUAUUAAUACAAUUAAGAACACAUUGCACUCACCAAAAGAGCAAGAUCAAGAACAGAAACAUCAAGAAGAAAAUAACGAAUCUGAGCCAAGUCAGAGCAGGGAAGAAACCAAACCAAAGAGACACAGACUGCAUCCUUACAAACCUAGUUUUCGGUCUAGGAGAAGAGUCAGCUACUCUCCUCCCAGGCACAGGCACAAGUACAAGCACAGGAACCAGAACACAAAGGACAAGGAUGAAAAGCAAUCCAGCAAAUAAUGAAAAAACAUCAUGUCGAUGAAUAUAAUUAAACUAUUAAUUGUGGAGAAAAUGUUCAUUUAACUUUGGCUUGAAAGUAUUGCUCAGUACAAAUAUCUGUUGUAACAGUUUGAAGUUGAGUCCUUAUGUACCUAAAAAAUGAUUCUGUGUUUUUUUUUCUGUUACUAUACCACCUCAAAUUAAAUUUUGAUGAUUGUGAAGACUUUUGUGCUCAGAUAUUUUGGAAAUUAUCUCUUAGACCACGUGUGGGGCAGCUGUCUAUAUUUCUUCACUGCCUAGAGAAGGGAUUUCUUUGUUUGAUGUUGAUCAGAAUCAUAGAGAAGGAACCUCUCCCACUGACUCCAGUGCAGUAAGGAAUGAUCUUUUCCUGCUAUAUAGUACAAUAUGUAAAUACACUUUGUAACUCUGUUCAGAAAAGUUAUUAAUACAAUUUUAAUUUAUUUUUUGUUCUUAGAUAUGAAUCUUGAUAAUUCUCUAGACCAUCACUUUAUUCAAUUUGAAUAUAUUUGCCGUAGUUUUAAUUUGCAAAAAGAUUUACAUGGUAUCUAAAUAUUAUAAAUUAUUUAGCUUGAGUUAAUUAAAUAACAGAGCUCCAUGUGGGGACAUGGAACUCUGUGAAAAAUAUCUCUCUGUUCAUUUCAUAAUAAAAUGUAUGUAUAGAUUUACUUUUCCCAACACCAAAGCGAAUAAGUUCUCUUUUGACUCAGAUGUCUGAAUUCAUAAUUUUUUUCCUGAUCGUAACAUUAAAGUUUUAAUGUUUUGAAUUCAUCUACUUAAAAUGAUGUGCAUUUCAAUGCUAAUAAAUGCAGCGAAGCAUUUUUUUCUGUAUUGAGAGAUAAUUAAAAUUGUAUCUCAGUUCUGUUUUUAAAAUUCUGAAUAUGUAAAUUGCAGGAGGAUAUUGAACAUUGGCAAUUGCAAUUUCUACAGUUGAGUCAAACUCUGUGAUUUUCUUAUUAUAUAAUUGAUACUUUAUUAUAUUUCAAGUGUUUUUCCUGAAAAUAAUGAAAUUAGAUAGUAACUGGUCAGUGACAAUCAUUCUUGAAAUAAAAGUGAAAAUAUCCUCAGCUAUCUGCAGGUACCA